AUGUCUGUCGUAGGUAUUGACUUUGGAAAUCUUAAUUCCAAGAUUGCAAUAGCUCGUAAUCGCGGAAUUGACGUCAUUUGUAAUGAGGUUUCGAACCGUGCUACUCCAUCUCUAGUUUCCUUUGGUCCUAAACAAAGAUAUUUGGGUGAAGCAGCAAAAACCCAAGAAAUUUCGAAUUUUAAAAAUACAGUAAGUUCUUUAAAACGACUUGCCGGUCGCACUUAUCAGGAUAAAGAAAUUCAAGAGAUCGAAAAGGAGUACAUAAAUGCAGAAUUAGUAGAUGAAAAGGGACAACUUGGUGUUAAGGUUCAAUACCUUGGCGAGCAGCGCAUUUUCACUAAUACGCAAUUACUUGCCAUGUAUUUUACAAAACUUAAAGAUAUCACCUCUGCAGAGCUUAAAAUCCCGAUAUCUGAUGUUGUGAUCUCUGUUCCCGGUUGGUUUACUGAUAUUCAAAGAAGAAGUAUUCUCGACGCGGCAGAGGUUGCUGGUUUAAAUUGUUUACGUUUGAUGAAUGACAUUACUGCUGCAGCAUUAGGAUAUGGCAUCACAAAGACGGAUUUACCGGAAGAUAAGGCUCAAGCUCGUAAUGUCGUGUUUGUUGAUAUCGGGCAUUCAUGCUAUAAUGUAGCAGUUGUGUCCUUUGUUAAAGGACAACUAACCGUCAAGUCUACCGCGUAUGAUCGGCAUUUUGGAGGACGCAAUUUUGAUCAAGUUUUGGCUGACCAUUUCGCUGAAGUAAUCAAGACAAAAUAUAAAAUUGAUAUUAAAACGAAUCCCAAGGCAAUUUUCCGUCUCCGUACAGCAAUAGAAAAAUUAAAGAAAGUCCUUUCAGCUAAUACUCAAGCUCCUCUUAGUGUGGAGUCGAUCAUGAAUGAUAUUGAUGUGCAGGCUAUCAUUACUCGACAAGAAUUUGAGGAAUUAUCAAAUCAUCUUUUUGAUCGAAUUGAAGGUCCACUUUCUCAAGCAUUACAAGAAUCUGGACUUAAAUUGGAAGAUAUUCAUUCUAUUGAAGUAGUAGGUGGUUCAACACGCGUUCCCUCUAUAAAAGAGCGUAUAUCAAAAUUUUUCGGCAAGGAAUUAAAUUAUACACUUAAUCAAGAUGAAGCGGUUGCACGUGGCUGUGCACUCCAAUGUGCUAUUUUAUCACCUGUAUUUAAAGUUCGAGAAUUUACAGUUCGUGAUAUCAUUAAUUACCCAAUUAAGAUCCAAUGGGAGACUAUUCCUGAAAUUCCAGAUGAGGGGACUGAACUUGUCGUAUUCCCGAAGAAUAAUAGCAUUCCUUCAACUAAGAUUUUAACAUUCUAUCGUAAGCAACCAUUUGAUAUUGAAGCUCAUUAUGCAGAGCCUGAUAAAAUCCCUGCCGGUAUUAAUCCUUGGAUUGGAAGAUUUUCAAUAAAAGGUGUAACACCAACUGAGACAGGUGAACUAAGUAUUAUUAAGGUGAAGGCCAGACUUAAUGUGCAUAGCGUUUUAUACGUAGAAAGUGCUUCGGUAUAUGAAGAAGUGAUUAAAGAAGAAAAAGAAGAAUCACCAAAACCAGAAGAUCCACAUCAAAUGGAAACUGAUAAAACUGAAGAAGCACAACCUAGACCUCCUAGCCCAACGACAAAGAAAGUUAAAAAUCAAGUUAAAAAAGGUGAAUUACCACUUGUAUCGGGUACAGGUGGAUUAGACAAAUCAAUAAUCACACAAUUUAAGGAAAUGGAAGGUCAAAUGAUUGCAACUGAUAAACUUGUUGCAGACACCGAAACUCAAAAGAACGCGUUAGAGGAAUAUAUAUACGAUAUUCGAGCAAAAAUAGAGUCAUCAUAUCAAGAAUUUGUCAAUCCAGCUGAUAAGGAUAUCAUCUCUAAUCUUUUGACGUCUACUGAAGAUUGGCUUUAUGAUGAGGGCGAAGAUGCAACAAAAUCUAUAUAUUCGGAAAAAUUAGAUGAAUUGAAGAAAUAUGGUAAUCCUAUUGUUGAAAGAUAUCGUGAAUCUGAUGAGCGGCCCAGAGCAGAAAAAUUAUUACGCGAAAGUAUACAGCAAUUUAUUUUAAGUGCAACAAGUAAUGAGGAAAGGUAUAAUCAUAUUCCUGAAGAGGAAAAAAAGAGUAUUAUGGAACGAGCUACAAAAAUUUCAGAAUGGCUAAAUGAGAAAUUAACAGCUCAAAAUAAUGUGCCAAAAUACGAGUCACCUAUCGUGUUUGUUCGCGACAUUUUAAAAGAACGAGAAACACCUAAGGCAGAAGAAGCCUCUACUGAAAAGGAGACGAAUGAGGGCCAGUCCACAAAUGAAAAUGCUUCCAAGAAAGAACAAACUGAGAUGGAUGUCGAUUAA
Funneliformis geosporum is the source of this 2322-nucleotide messenger RNA. The record is from the annotation of a GenBank genome assembly. NCBI's taxonomy places the organism in Eukaryota, Fungi, Glomeromycota, Glomeromycetes, Glomerales, Glomeraceae.